This is a messenger RNA of Diprion similis, 706 nucleotides long. RefSeq lists its product as uncharacterized. Lineage: Eukaryota; Metazoa; Arthropoda; Insecta; Hymenoptera; Diprionidae. The coding region runs from base 68 to 529 and encodes 153 amino acids. The record is from RefSeq and is a predicted model, not a curated record. The transcript is spliced from 3 exons.
GAAUCCCGUCGAGAGAAGAGGACGCUAUCGUGAGAAGAGGAUGCCAUCGUGACGAGAGGACGCCAUCAUGAGAAGAAAACGCCAUUCAGAGAAUAGGACACCAUCAAAGGAAAAAGAUCCCAUCAAGGAGACGGGAUGCAAUCGAGGACGAAGGACACUGUUUAGAAAAGAGGACACUAUCAAAGGAGGAGGAAGCCAUCGAGGACGAAGACGCUACCGAAGGAUGUGGAUGCCAUCAAGGGACGUGGACGCCAUCGAGGGAUGUGGACGCCAUCGAGGGAUGAAGAUGCCAUUGAAGGAUGUGGACGCCAUCGAGGAACGUGGACGCCAUCGAGGGACGUGGACGCCAUCGAGGGACGUGGACGCCAUCGAGGGACGUGGACGCCAUCGAGGGACGUGGACGCCAUCGAGGGACGUGGACGCCAUCGAGGGACGUGGACGCCAUCGAGGGACGUGGACGCCAUCGAGGGACGUGAACGCCAUCGAAGGAUGUGGACGCCAUCGAGGGACGUGGACGCAAUCGACGUAAGAAAAUGGUAUCGAGGGAACGGGACACCAUCAGGGGCAGAAAACGUUGUUGAGCGAAUAGGUCGCCGACCAGGAAGCACGACGCCACCAAGAGAAGAUGACGCUAUUAAGAAGAUGUGAUGGCAAUUAACUUAAAUGUCAUAAAAUCAAAAGCUUAUUGUUGACAAGAGAAUUGAUC